Psylliodes chrysocephalus is the source of this 738-nucleotide messenger RNA. Lineage: Eukaryota; Metazoa; Arthropoda; Insecta; Coleoptera; Chrysomelidae. The record is from the annotation of a GenBank genome assembly.
AUGGACAAACAUGCAUCGCCUACUGUGAGGCUAGACUUACAGUUGCACCAUCGUAAGGCAGAAAAAGUCCAAACCAACCUUAAAGAAGACAGUGCUUCUUCCCAGCAACCCGGAAGUGAGAUUUGCAUAGAUCUAGAAAAAGUAUUAUUCGUUCCAACGUUAACUCACUCCGAUAUGUAUUAUAUGAGGCAACUGUCUGUUUACAACUUUAGUGUGCAUAUUGCUGAUACAAAUGAAGCAUUUAUGUGUAUUUGGAAUGAAACCGAAGCGUCCAGAGGUUCUAAUGAAAUCAUGUCCUGCUUACUAAAGGUUUUAAAUUCCAAUGUUACAGAAAAGGAGAAACUGAACAUAUGGUGUGACAACUGCACAGGGCAAAAUAAGAAUCGGGUGGCAAUAUUUUUGAUCCUGUUUUUGACAUCUAUCGGUCUAUUCACAGAAAUUACUUUGAAAUUCUUCGUUAGCGGUCACAACUACUUACCAAAUGAUCGUCAUUUCGCACAGAUUGAAAGGAGGAGAAGACUUAAAAAAUGCUUCGUGUCUGAGGACAUACAACAGCUCAUCAGAGAGACCAAAUCCAUACAGCCAUAUAAAGUUGUGAAUAUGGAACCCGGACAUUUUUUAAAUUUACAACAAGCUGCGGAUUCCUUAAUAUCUACUACUAAGCUUUCAAUAUCGACGCUGUCACAGAUACGAGUUACAAAAAAUCUCACAGUGAUAUCGAAAGUUGGCAAAAGUUAA